Messenger RNA from Trematosphaeria pertusa, 300 nucleotides. RefSeq lists its product as uncharacterized. NCBI's taxonomy places the organism in Eukaryota, Fungi, Ascomycota, Dothideomycetes, Pleosporales, Trematosphaeriaceae. The coding region runs from base 1 to 300 and encodes 99 amino acids. The record is from RefSeq and is a predicted model, not a curated record. The transcript has a single exon.
AUGCCUUUAAUGAGGCGUUCCCAAGGCGUUCUUGGGAAGCUUGAUCGUGUCGAAGGUCCUGCCGAUUCCGUGGAUACGCCCUCAGAUACGAUCGCGGAAUAUGCGGAGGCGUACGUCAUGAUCCCUGAGGACUUUUUUGUCGACUACAGCCGAGUUACUCGCCUCGUCAUCGACUACAUUCAAACGAGAUUGAACGUCUCGAAUCGUGCCGCCUUCGCAGCAAGACUGUUUCUGUACCUUGCAAAUUCUGGUCUCUUACUCGUGUUUGCUGCUCGCAUUCGCGAAAUCUACGAGGCCUAG